Molecule: messenger RNA, 1575 nt
Organism: Archocentrus centrarchus (flier cichlid)
Lineage: Eukaryota; Metazoa; Chordata; Actinopteri; Cichliformes; Cichlidae
Gene: abtb1
Product: ankyrin repeat and BTB (POZ) domain containing 1
Exons: 11
Coding region: 210-1472 (420 amino acids)
Cellular component (GO): ubiquitin ligase complex; cytoplasm
Molecular function (GO): protein binding
Source: RefSeq, a predicted model, not a curated record
UCAGUGAAGUAUACGCUCAAGUCACGUGACUGUUGUACCUCUUCGACCAAAACACCGAUGAUCCUGCAAACCCUGUCAACAAAAACAACCACAACAACUUUCUCAGCAUCCACCGAGCAAACUCUGAAGUUACAGCAAACCAUCACUCACCUGUCCGGUAGACAGGCCGUCUCAAUGCAUUACAGAGGACCGAAAACACCGAGGCGAUUAUGGACGUGUGCGAUUUGUUUAGUAGUUGCAGAAAGGGCGACAUUUGUAGAGUCAGAUACCUUGUUGAACAAAGAGAUGUGGACCUCAAUGUAAGAGAUAAAUGGGACAGCACUCCUUUGUAUUAUGCCUGUCUCUGUGGUCAUGAGGAGCUGGUCCAGUACCUGUUGGCUAGUGGUGCCAAGUGUGAAGCCAACACAUUUGAUGGCGAGAGAUGCAUGUAUGGCUCGCUGAGCGACUCUGUCCGACGCCUGCUAAAAGAUUAUAAGUGUGUAAGCAUCCGUGCCAUGCAGCGGGAUGAUUUCAACUACUUUCUGCACAUGUUGUUGGAACAAGGUCAGCACAGUGACGUCAAGUUCCUGGUUCACGGACAAACAUUUCUGGCCCACCGAUGUGUUCUCAGUGCUCGCUCAGAAUACUUCACUGAAAUGUUUGAGACCAAAUGGAAAGGGAAGAACUUGAUCACCCUCAAACAUCCUUUGAUCAAUCCUGCUGCAUUUGGAGCCAUACUACAAUAUUUUUACACAGGACGGAUGGAUAUUGAUAUAAGUCUCGUGGAGGACAGUAGGCGACUGGCUAAACAGUGCAAAAUGGCAGAUCUCAUAGAAGAGCUGGAGAAUAAAUGCAAACAAGUGUAUGAAUUUGUGUCCAAUAAACCAGGAAUCUGUGUGAAAGUUCUCACCCUCGAGCCUCACAGCUGUCAACUUCAGGAGGAGAUGGCUCAGUUAGCAGACUGUGCGCUGCCCACUGAACUAAGGGUUGGAUUUGGUGAGCUUCCCUUUAACAGAGUUGACCAUUUUCCUACUUAUCCCGACAUCUGCUUCAGAGUUGGCGGUUAUGAUUUCUUGUGUCAUAAGCUAAUGAUGGAGAACGUGUUUGAUGUGCUGUGUGUGGCUGACAUGUAUCUGCUGCCGGGCCUUAAGCGUCUUUGUGGGAAGACGCUGGCUAAGACUAUAUGCGAGGAAAACGUUCUGCACAUGUGGAAGAUGGCCAAGCUUUUCCGUCUCUCCCGGCUGGAAGAUCAGUGCACAGAGUUCAUGGCCAAGAUAAUUGAGCGGCUGGUGGAGCAAGCCGAGUUCGCCGAGAUCAUCAAAGAGGAUGCUGCAUCAUUAGAGGAGCGUCAGGAGACAGACUCCGUCCCCUUGGUGGACGACAUCCGCUACCACAUCGCGAGCAACGUGCAGACGUACAGUGCGAUCGAGGAGGCUAAUCAGAAACUGGAAGCCUUGGAGGAGCUGCUGUCAAGAAUUAAUAUUGACUGCUGAGGGUUCUGCAGGUUUGUGGUGCAGCUCCAGUGAAGGUUGAAGGUUUUAAGAAUGGCAAUAUUGUGAAGGGAUAACAAGCACUUCUAAUAAGAAACAUGAAAAA